This is a messenger RNA of Eimeria mitis, 1839 nucleotides long. RefSeq lists its product as uncharacterized. The coding region runs from base 1 to 1839 and encodes 612 amino acids. The record is from RefSeq and is a predicted model, not a curated record. Lineage: Eukaryota; Apicomplexa; Conoidasida; Eucoccidiorida; Eimeriidae. The transcript has 6 exons.
AUGGAUUCAUCAGGGGGGCCCCCCCCUCCCGACCAGGGCCCCUGGCCAGGCGAUGCCCGAAUGGCUGGCCUCAGGGAAACAGACCCAGCGGGGCCCUGUGCAUCGCAGAGGCCCCAUGGGGGGCCCCCCCUGCCUGCCCCUGUCUCUUACAGCACCUUAGGAGGGGCCCCCCAGCCUGUAUUCCAGGGCGUUGUCCCCUCCGCUGUCUCUUGCUCUCCCCCCAAGCCGCUUGAGCAGCCCGCCAUCGGCCAGGGGGCCCCCAUGGGCCCCGUACCCCUACAGCCCGAGCCGAACGAGGGGGCCCCCGUCCCUCCCUGGUUGCUCUUGCCGCAGCGACACCCAGCUCAGCCCCAGCAACAACAGCAACAGCCACAGCAGCAGCAGCAGCAGCAGCAGCAGCAGCAUCUGUACUACGAAGGCCAACAGGUGGUGCAGCAGCAGCUGCAUCCGCAGCGUGCCCCUGUGAUGCAGCAAGGGGGUGGGGGCCCCCACAGCGGAGAGGGGCCCCCUGCCCCUGUAAACAUGGGGGAGCUGCCGCCGUGGCAGCCCCCUAUGGACUGCUCAGCAGAACGUAGUGUUUCCUUUGCAUGCGCCAGCCCCUGCAUCCUGUCUACCCAGGCCGCGCCCCCCUAUGCUGUCUCCCCGCUACCAGCUGGCCCCUUCGUGGGGGACCUCCCCCACAUAUCAACGCAGCAGCCGCACCUGCAGCAGUGGCAGCCAGAGCUGCUGCUCCUCCUCCUCCCGGUGCUGCUGUCGCGCCAUUCCCCUUCGCGACACCCCGCUCAGCCCCAGCAACAACAGCAGCAGCCACAGCAGCAGCAGCAGCAGCAGCAGCAGCAUCUGUACUACGAAGGCCAACAGGUGGUGCAGCAGCCGCUGCAUCCGCAGCGUGCCCCUGUGAUGCAGCAAGGGGGUGGGGGCCCCCACAGCGGAGAGGGGCCCCCUGCCCCUGUAAACAUGGGGGAGCUGCCGCCGUGGCAGCCCCCUAUGGACUGCUCAGCAGAACGUAGUGUUUCCUUUGCAUGCACCAGCCCCUGCAUCAUCUCUACCCAGGCCCCGCCCCCCUACGCUGUCUCCCCGCUACCAGCGGGCCCCUUCGUGGGGGACCUCCCCCACAUAUCAACGCAGCAGCCGCACCUGCAGCAGUGGCAGCCAGCAGCACCUGCAGCAGCACAGAAUGAGGCCCUACAGCCUCCGCCAGGUCCUGCUGCUGCUGCUGCUGCAGCUGCUGCUCCUCCUCCCGGUGCUGCUGUUGCACCAUUCCCCUUCGGUGGGGUGUACCCACCCCUAGGCCUUGGCGGGCAGGCCCUAUCGAAGGCAGAGAACAAGAGCUCGAGGCCCCCAAAGGGAGGGGGGGCCUGCAGAAGAAAGACAGAAGCAGCAGGAGAAGGGGGGGCCCCCCCAGCUCCCCCAUCGGGUACCCGCCCGGCCAAGUUCUUUAAGCAGCACUCACCAGGGAAGGGGGCCCCCAAGCCACGAGGGAAAGGGUCCGGGGCUCAGGGGGUUGCUCAGGAGGACGGGGCCCCCAAGGACCCUUCAGCUGGCUCCGUAGGCUGCCAGGGGGCCCCCCAUGGGGGGCCCCCCUCUCAUGGGGCCCCCAUGAGGCCCCCUUCAAUGGGGGGGCACUGUAAGCCCCCAGCUACUGGGUUCGACAAGGGAGAAGGCAACAGCGGGGCCCCCAAGCCGAACCCCAGGCCCCGGGCUGUACGGCCAUCUGAGGUGAUGGCGAAGAUGUAUUUUCAUCCUAUACGGAUACGAGAGAGCCCGGCUCAUGUGCGAGUGGGCCCGCAAGUUUGUACUCCGCUGUUUCUAUGGUGUAUGCAACGAGCAGCAGAGUAG